AUGUGGAGCUUUCUCUGCGGCCCUGGCUGCGAAAUGUCAGAGGAGCCGGAGAAGAGGUGGUGUGUGGUGGGAGGUGCCGACAAGGGCGGCAUUUUAGUCCGAACUGGGCAGGAACUGAACUCUCCUGAGGCGGCGAAGCGACUGUCCCAUGGAGCUUUGGUGAAGCAGGUGAAGCUGGUCGGAGAGCGGCUAAACUACGAGCGGCUAACAGGUGAUGGACCUGAAACUGGCUGGGUGAGCCUCAAGGUCAAGGACAAGGCGCUGAUGGAGCCUGCGCCUGUGCUUGCGCCCAAGGCUGUGGAGGAAGGACGCGCCGUAAAAGCCUUUGCCCCGCCACCGCGACAUGUGGAGGGCCGGAAAGUGCGAAUACUCUGCCUCCAUGGUACUGCAGCCACGGAGAAGGUUCUGAGGGCGCAACUGGCACCGCUGAUCAAGCGAGCAUCCGAUGACAUCGAGUUCGUCUUCCAAGACGGCUGCGUAGACUGCGACUUGCGCAACCCCAUUGUGGCAAAGCAGGUUGACCUCAUGAAGCAAUACUUCCCGGAUGAGAAGUUCAAGCAAUGGGCGGAGCCCUUAGGCGAGGAGACUGGAUGGCGGCG
Molecule: messenger RNA, 599 nt
Organism: Symbiodinium pilosum
Lineage: Eukaryota; Dinophyceae; Suessiales; Symbiodiniaceae
Source: the annotation of a GenBank genome assembly